ACUCCGCCCGCCACAUCACUAGCAUGGCGGAACACGUAGCAGGAAUUCCGCCUAUGCGCCCGUGACAGCGUCGUCGACGAGGUAACGCCGGUGAUGACCGCCUGCUCGCGGCACAGAUCGGCGGCCCUGCGACCAUCGGCGACGCCCGGCGUCCACUGAGCAGCUGGGACAGCUCGGCGGCGGCGUCUCCUCCGGAGCACAGCUGCCCGGACGUGUGUCACUCUUGGCAGGCGGCGGAUGACGUCCAGGACUUGCGCCGAUGCUCUGAGUUGGACCGGUGCCUUUCCUCCACUUUGGACCCCCUAAGAGUCGCUCACCGUCGCCGAACAGGUGCAGAGCAGCACCAUGGAGGCGUUGGGCCUGCUGCAGUUGGACGAUCUGGCGCAUGGACUGGCCAGCUUGUCGAUGUUCCCGUACUUUGACAUGGCGCACUACGUGGUGUCGGUCAUGGCGCUGAGGGAGCAGCCAGGGGCCCUGGAGGUGUCCCGCACCAGCCCGCUGGCCUGCUGGUUCAGCUCCAUGCUCUACUGUUUCGGGGGGGCCGUGCUGUCGGGCAUCAUGCUGGCCGAGCCGCCCGUCGCACCUCUGACCAACAGCACCAGUGUCCUGCUGGCGUCCGUCAUCUGGUACCUGGUGUUCUACUGCCCCAUGGACCUGGUGUACUGCUGCGCCGCCCCGUUGCCUCCCCGGCUGCUGCUCUCGGGGAUGAAAGAGGUGACCCGGACGUGGAAGGUGCUCGGGGGGGUCACCCAGGCCCACGGCAAAUACAAGGACAGUCUGCUGGUCAUGAUCGCCGUCGGCUGGGCCCGAGGUGCUGGAGGUGGGCUGAUCAGUAAUUUUGAGCAGCUGGUUCGAGGUGUGUGGAAACCAGAGACUAAUGAGCUCCUCAAAAUGUCUUAUCCCACCAAGAUCACCCUGAUUGGGGCGGUGCUGUUUGCGCUGCAGCAGACCCACUACCUGCCCCUCCAGAAGCACCACCUGAUGCUCAUCUACACCAUCUUCAUUGUCGGCAACAAGUCGAGGAUGAUGCUGACGGGCUCCUCCACGUCGCCAUUCAGCACCAUCGAGGCGGCCGUCUACAAGACCCUCUUCACCGGCCCCUCCCCUUACGCCGCGCUGACCGGCGCCUCCGGGUCCAAGGAACCCGCGCCGGCCUCUCCCGUCGGGGGCCAGAACGGGUCGCCUCCAGCCAAACAGGAGUCCGAGACGUGCAAGAAAACCGACUAGUCGGCACCUUCUCGCCUCCUGCACGGGGGGUGGAGUCAUUUCUGAUGCGCAUUUUUCACAGCAGUUUGUGUUUUAGUUGUUUAUUAACGCCUUCUUUACUGAACCUGUGUUUAGAUUUUCUAAAGUUUCUUCGAAUGCAGUUCAAAGCAUGCAGAAAAGGAGCUGACUCCAGCCAAGCCUGCAACCUGGAUAAUCACCGCAUCCUUAAAGUACUGUGAUAUUAUGCUCCUGGAUCUCAUCCUCUGGCUGAUAACACACUUGCAGUACAAUAUGUAGCCUGAGUAUAUAUUUAUAUGAAAAUAAUCACAAUCGUGUCUCUGGGUUUCGGGAACAGUGCUGUGCACCUGCUGAUCUAUGAAUGCCUUUCUUUCUGUAUAUAUUCGGCUCUCUGUAAAUGCUAUAUUUCCUACUUUGAAAUAAUUAUAGAAUUUUUAAAAAGAGAUUAUAUUUUAUGACACUCAAAUGUUUAGUUGUAUUUAUACUAAUUCAUUCCAAUGUUGAAUUUAAAGCAUUUAAAAUGGAA
Messenger RNA from Betta splendens (Siamese fighting fish), 1750 nucleotides. RefSeq names its product transmembrane protein 38B (gene tmem38b). The transcript is spliced from 6 exons. Gene Ontology annotation, molecular function: potassium channel activity; identical protein binding. Bases 346 to 1227 code for a protein of 293 amino acids. NCBI's taxonomy places the organism in Eukaryota, Metazoa, Chordata, Actinopteri, Anabantiformes, Osphronemidae. Gene Ontology annotation, biological process: potassium ion transmembrane transport. The record is from RefSeq and is a predicted model, not a curated record. Gene Ontology annotation, cellular component: membrane.